Molecule: messenger RNA, 2196 nt
Organism: Aspergillus glaucus CBS 516.65
Lineage: Eukaryota; Fungi; Ascomycota; Eurotiomycetes; Eurotiales; Aspergillaceae
Product: homeobox domain-containing protein
Exons: 5
Coding region: 291-1886 (531 amino acids)
Biological process (GO): regulation of transcription by RNA polymerase II
Molecular function (GO): RNA polymerase II transcription regulatory region sequence-specific DNA binding; DNA-binding transcription factor activity, RNA polymerase II-specific
Source: RefSeq, a predicted model, not a curated record
GCCAUUUUCUCAUCCUUCGUUUUUGCAGUGGUCACCUAUUCCCUCGUUCUUCUACAUAGUAAACACCACUACUACAGUACUACUGCUAUCGGAAUCUCGACUCCUUCAGGAAACAUCCCGAACACCCUGGCCCGCCCCACUCAGUCUGUCGUCUGCCUCCUCCAGGGUCUCUUUGGCUGACUUACUUCUCAUCGCUCUUUUCCUUCUUCUGCUUCUUUUCAUCCUUUCGUUACAACUUUCGUUUAUGAAGUAAAAAAGAAUACACCCUGGUAUAUAUCCGGUGGUAUACCAUGUCCGUCAGUGGCCCGUGUCUCUGGCUGCCCUCUCCCGCUGCAUCUUCACAUUACUCCGCCAUUCAGACCCCGGCAUCAGCAGCAAACACUUGGUUCUCAGAACAGAAUCUCACCAGAGCCCAACCAGAAAAGACGGAAGGUCCAGUGCUGCCGGCAGUCUCUUCUACCUUUUCCUCUAAUACUACCAACACCCCAGCCCAAACAGAGUUGAUGCCCCCAAAACACGCAGACGAUCGCACCGUCCAAGCGACCACUGACGCUCCUCUCUCACGGACGCGUCUAGAAAGGUUCAACCGCAGUGAGCCGCUUCUGUCGGGUAUCAGCCAGGAUGCUACCAGUUCAAGUCCGGCCACGCGCGAAUCCAGCUUGGAACGGAAGAGAAAACACUCAGACUCCCAUCUCCAUGACAAGGAGAUAUUGGAAGGAGCUAUGACUCCAUCGGAUGAUGGAGGGGAACGGCAGAAUACGCCUUCCGAUGGAAAGCUCGAAAAGAAGAAGAUGAAGCGAUUCCGUCUCACCCAUAACCAAACCCGGUUCUUGAUGAGCGAGUUCACUCGUCAGGCCCAUCCAGAUGCGGCCCAUCGGGAGCGUCUGUCAAAAGAGAUCCCCGGUUUGACUCCGCGGCAGGUUCAAGUCUGGUUCCAAAACAGACGGGCAAAGCUUAAGCGUCUGACUAGCAAUGACCGCGAACGAGUGUUAAAGUCGCGGGCCUUGCCGGAUGACUUUGACACUACCCAGGUCUUACGAACUCCUUUUGACCAUAAAUCCACAUCCGAAACACCGGGUCUACUGACCAACCCAAACCGUCCAAACGAUGAGGAAUAUGCCAUGUCCCCGAUGAGUGCGCCGUCGGCUGGUGGAGGCUACUUCCCUCCCACCCCGGCUGCGGAACGACCCCAAGACACUUAUCCCAUGGCCCCCAAUCGACCAGCGAUUCCUACGUCGCUGUCGGACAUUCACCGAGCCGGUCGCGGUGCUUAUCCAUUCCCGCGAUCCAGCAGUUUCUCGGAUGCAUAUCCCGGUUUCCCACAUAGCUACAGCCGGUUCUCGAGUCCAAGUACGGAAUCACUUGGUCAUGGACUACCCUAUGGACGCCGGCCCAUGGACUACGGAAUUUCAAGACCUGCCAACGCCAUGGUUCCGGGAUACGAUCCCAAUCGACCUAUUGAGGGCUCUGUCUCGCCUACCGAACAGCAGGAAGCGCCCAUUCCCUACGGCAUUGACCAGCAUGGUCAGCAAAUUCCAAACUAUCACCCGUCUAUGGCAAUGCCGCCCCCGAAAGGAUACGGUGGAAUGGAAAUCAACACGUCCAUGCAACCACCUCGCCAGAUUCCCGCCCUCCACUCCGUUCCUGUUUCGGAUUCUCCCGAUUACCGACCCUACUCCUACGACCCUCAGUCCUAUCCGAUGAACAACAACAUCCCCUAUACACAAGCGAACACAGCGGGCAUGCCACUCCCGACGACCUAUCCGUCCGACACGGGACACAUGCCCCCGACCACGGCCGAUGGCCGAAUGAACCCUCCCCAAAUGAUGGACCCCAUGAGGGCCAGAUUUGGAAGUCAAUCGUUGGACUAUGCCUCUUACCUCUAAGAGCACCCGAGUGCUCUUCUUACCAUAUAUACAACAUUUAAUGUCUGCAUCGUUGCGACCUCGAAGGAGGUGCAUUUCAGGAGCGACUCGAACUGCAUUUUGGCUUCCUCCCUGAGUCGAUCGGUUAUUGAAAGGACGGAUCGUGUAACUGUAUCAUCACCUUGCAUGGCGUUGUUUGCUUUUUCCUGUAUUUACCGAGGAUUGCCCGCCUUGUUUUUAUUCUAUGUUAAUAUUGCCCACUACCCCUGGCGGGUAGUGAUCUGAAUAUACUGUUAUCAAAAUCAACUUGUACUCGUUUUAAACUUCUGCG